Drosophila persimilis is the source of this 558-nucleotide messenger RNA. RefSeq lists its product as uncharacterized. The coding region runs from base 24 to 440 and encodes 138 amino acids. Lineage: Eukaryota; Metazoa; Arthropoda; Insecta; Diptera; Drosophilidae. The transcript has 2 exons. The record is from RefSeq and is a predicted model, not a curated record.
AACAAUACCCGGUACCCGUAAAGAUGAUGAAUAUAUUUUUUUUUGUUGGCACUAGCUGCAGCAGCGGGAAGGAGUCUGGAAAUCGUCUCAACAUCAACAGCAAGUUGGUCCACGGAUUGGUCCUGUUGCUGGCUUGCAUUCUACUAGGCGCCAACAUCAACAGCGCAUCCUUUGCCCCCGGAACUGUGCUGGAUAUCAUGCUCGGUGAAACUACUGUGGAGCAGCUAAAAUAUAUACCCCUCGCCGACGGUUAUGAGUUUGGUUACACCCUACCCAAUGGCGCUCAUCGCGAUGAGAUUGGAAAGGUGUUAAGUGGCACUUCGGCCGCCAAGGAUCUGGAGAACGCCAACAACUUGGCACGCAACCAUCGUCCCUCCCGCGAAAAUGGCCUAAAGGUGCGCAAGCUCUCUGGCAAAUCCCUCGCAUCUCUGGCUGGUUAAGCACCCCCUCCCCAUCCAUCCAUACAUCAUUUUUUUAAAAUAGUUUUCCUCUUGGAAUUAGCCGCCAUAGUGGACAAAACUGUGCCAACUGCUUUAGGUUUAUUUAUUAGUAUACAUA